AUGUCCGUAAGGGAGACACUAAACCGUGACGGCAACUCACCUCCGGCAUCCUGUUGGACGUACUUUGACGACGAGGACUGUGGAGACGGGGUGCCUCGUCUCAGCAGCGACUGCAGCUCGCAUGUUUUGUACGGCAGCGCAAUUGGCCACGGUGGCGACCGUGGUUCCCUUGUGUACAACGUUGGGGAAAUGAAGAACGUCCCGUUUUCUUUUGGGUACCCGCUGGCGCUUAAGGUAUACCCAAUCAGUAUCACGGAAAAUGAAAUCGCAUUCAUCCGGGCCCUUUUUGCAAGCGAUUUUGCUGCGUUCAACAAUGGCGGGAGUUGUGGGGUUUGCCGUCAAGUGCCGUAUUUGGUCCUUCCGUUGGCCAUUGUCACGAUUGGUGGUGUUGAUCGUGGCAUUCUCAUGCCGAAGCACGAAUACAGCCUUAAACAGUUUCUCCUUGCCAGCAGGCCCGUGGUUGAGUUUUUUGGCGAUGGAGAAGGUGGAGCGGACUGUGACAGUGACAAGAGAUUUGCCAAAAGCUCGCUUUUAUCCCAUCGUGUGUUUGAGCCAAUUCGUGAUUGUAGGGUCGUAACCGCUAUCGCCUUCCAACUGGUUGUUGCUAUUAGCCUUCUCAGUGAGGAACUACCACAUGUGAAGGAUGGAAUAAUGUGUCGCGGAUUUACCCAUAAUGAUAUUCACUUGGAGAAUAUUUUGUUGGACGGCGACUCUGGCUGCGCCGCACUCUGCGACUUUGAGCUUGUGGGGCACAUUUCUAAAGAUGGUGAGGAAAUCCCACCACCUACUCUUCACCGGCUUCCACCGUACUGCAGGCAAUCACCCCAUGGUCUCUUCUCUCCCGCAGCUGACACCUGGGCUCUUGGGCUAGUGGUACUUUCGCUGUUGACAGGCGUUGAUCCGCUCUUCGAUGACGCCAAGCUCAUGGACGACUUUGGCGACGGCCCACUUUUGCAGAGUUACACGGAGUCGGAUGGGGCGGUGCCUGUGCUUGACUGGGAAGGAAACAUCAAGGCACAUGUGGAGGGGCUGCUGCUUUCUGACGAUCCUACUGGCCAGCGUUUGGCCGACGCAGGACCACUCCUGAAACUUUGCGCAAAAUGCCUUGUCAAUCGCAUCGGAGCCUCUCCGAGCGGCGCCGUGGAGUUGCUGAGACAGCCGCUUUUCAGUAGUCAUAUAAACUCUCCUCAGGAAGCGGAGUUCAUCUUGAAAGUUUGGGCGGAGAGUCACUGUGGCGUUUAUCCGCUUAAAGAUGCACACGACGACAUUGACAGCCCUUGA
Messenger RNA from Trypanosoma rangeli, 1281 nucleotides. RefSeq names its product putative protein kinase. NCBI's taxonomy places the organism in Eukaryota, Euglenozoa, Kinetoplastea, Trypanosomatida, Trypanosomatidae. The record is from RefSeq and is a predicted model, not a curated record. Gene Ontology annotation, molecular function: ATP binding; protein kinase activity. The coding region runs from base 1 to 1281 and encodes 426 amino acids. Gene Ontology annotation, biological process: protein phosphorylation. The transcript has a single exon.